UCAGAGUAAUGCCAAACUCCCUUUGAGUGGGAUGAGAAGAGCAGAUGCCGCAAUGAGAUGCCAAAGCGGCUCCCCUUCCUCUGCGCCUUGGGUGCCUAUAAAUUGCUCCGGCGCGCGCUUGUCAGCCUCCUCUUCUCCUGGCAGGUGGUACCCAGGCAGAAUUCUGCGUUCAGUCUCUCUCUCGCUCCGCUCCCGGCGGUGAGGCGCUCGCCGCUGCCCGCCAGCCCCUCCGCUCCAGCCCGGAGCCUCCCCGAGCCGCCGGUGCCCAGCGCCGCCGCUCCGCGCCCCCGGGGGGAGCCUGGCCUGAGCUCGCGCGGCCGGCGCGGGGUUUGGGGGAUGCGCAUCUAUUAGAGUUCUGGUGGUUGCCAAGGAGGAAAAGAAGAAAACAAAAACAAAAACAAAAAAGGCAGAAGGAGGGCGAUCCCAGCGAGCGAAAGAAGAGGAGGCAGAAAAAGGCAACUUCAGACGGAAAGUUGGUGCGAAUUGGCGCAGUAGGCAAAACCGGCAAAGUCGAUCGCGGGCGGCGGCGGAAAAGUGUGAGCGGCCCCCGCGAGCGCGAGGGGCUGCGGCGGCUCUGCCCUCCCGGGGGCCGCGCCGGCGCCGGCGGCAGCCACAGGUGCGAAGGGGCUCGCGGGCGGCGAGAGGGCGCCCCGCGCACCCCACCCCCUGCUCGGGGACUUGCGCGCAAGUCGCCGGGCGUCCGAGCUCCCUCCCCAGCCGCAGCCUCGGCUGGGGGGGAGCGAGAGCAGGCUAGGAGCGGCUGGCGCGCGCGCCCGCCCAGGGGACUCGGGGUUCGCAGGGGGCUGUUUUCGGCUCUGAGGAGGUCCCCGCCCAACCUUCAAAAUUUUGUCCAAAAGCAGACAAGAGGAUCGCCCCGCGCUGAGCCGGCUGGUGGGCAGCAGGAGGCGCCUGAUCGCCGCCGGGGCGCUGGGGGUGGUGAUGGUGCUUCUGCUGGUCGUUCUCAUCCCGGUGCUGGUGAGCUCGGCCGGCACGUCGGCGCACUACGAGAUGCUGGGCACCUGCCGCAUGGUCUGCGACCCUUACGGGGGCACCAAGGCGCCCAGCACGGCCGCCACGCCCGACCGGGGCCUCAUGCAGUCCCUGCCCACCUUCAUCCAGGGCCCCAAAGGCGAGGCAGGCAGGCCCGGGAAGGCGGGUCCGCGGGGGCCCCCCGGUGAGCCCGGGCCGCCGGGCCCCGCGGGCCCGCCGGGCGAGAAGGGCGAGCCCGGCCGCCAAGGCCUGCCGGGCCCUCCCGGGGCGCCCGGCCUGAACUCGGCCGGGGCCAUCAGCGCCGCCACCUACAGCACGGUGCCCAAGAUCGCCUUCUACGCCGGCCUCAAGCGGCAGCACGAAGGCUACGAGGUGCUCAAGUUCGACGACGUGGUCACCAACCUCGGUAACCACUACGAUCCCACCACGGGCAAGUUCACCUGCUCCAUCCCGGGCAUCUACUUCUUCACCUACCACGUCCUGAUGCGCGGAGGGGAUGGCACCAGCAUGUGGGCCGAUCUCUGCAAAAACAACCAGGUGCGUGCUAGCGCGAUCGCCCAAGAUGCUGAUCAGAAUUACGACUAUGCGAGCAAUAGUGUGGUUCUUCAUUUGGAGCCAGGAGACGAAGUCUACAUCAAAUUAGAUGGUGGGAAAGCCCACGGAGGAAACAACAACAAAUACAGCACAUUUUCUGGAUUUAUUAUCUACGCUGACUGAUCAUGCAAAAACUAAGCUUAUUACUCUGAGUUUGGACACUGGAAUCGUAUGGCUAACGUCAGUGAAUCGAGGACCCCAGGGGAUGCCGGAUGCGGGGCGCCUCAGCUGUGUGUAUGUGGGGAAUUCAAAUGCUACCUGACUCACAUCUGUAUACUCAGAAACAUUAUGUAAAAAAAAAUAUUAAAAGCAAGAUAAGCAGAUGUUGAUCCACUACCGCCAAAGCAAAUAUUCCUAUUGUUAGUGUCCAUGUGAAUGAAGUCCUAUAUAGAUCACAAAUUUUUAUAGAAAAAUCUAAGACACUGAAUUAUUUCCUCAAUAUAUAUGAUACUUUGGUGUACUGUGAUCUUGCUGCUUUUAUCCAUAUGUCAGCUUUGGUUCUUGUGAGUUUACCUGCUUAUUAUGAUACUCGGGGUCCAUUCAUAGUGUGGGGAAGAAUGAUUUUUACCCUGCAGGAGGAGGUCUCAUUGACAUAAUGCUGCUUUGUCCCCAAAGAAAUUGUCUGCCUUGUACUCCUGUUAACUUUAGAGCUAGACCUGGGAAUGAUUCAACUUUAAGCCUUAACCUGGAAUUUUCUGGAUUUGAGGGAAUUCCCAAGCCUGUGAUCAUGUUUCACAUUCUUUUUCUUAGGAAUCUUCUUUCCUCUCUUCUCGGGUGAUAGUCUGUAAAAGUAGAGAUUGAACUUGUAUCAUAGGAUUACCCUCUAAGUGUGUAAAUGUGUAACUACGUAUGGUAUUUAGAAAAUCCCCCUGUGUCCAGUUUGUCAAUAGAAUGCAUUUAGGUUUACUUGGAAAGUCAGAGAAAUUUAUUCUUUGGUGUUAAAUCAGACUGAGGCUUUUGCCUUCUUUGGAACAAAAGAUUAUUCGUAACCCAAUGCAUAUAGGUUUAAUUUGCACUGGUGCAUGCGUCA
Messenger RNA from Lipotes vexillifer (Yangtze River dolphin), 2614 nucleotides. RefSeq names its product complement C1q like 3 (gene C1QL3). The transcript has 2 exons. The coding region runs from base 940 to 1707 and encodes 255 amino acids. Gene Ontology annotation, molecular function: protein binding. The record is from RefSeq and is a predicted model, not a curated record. NCBI's taxonomy places the organism in Eukaryota, Metazoa, Chordata, Mammalia, Artiodactyla, Lipotidae.